CCCUGCAUGGCUGGUCACCGGCACAGGAGGAUAAAACAAGCCCCGGAGUCAGGACUCUGCUCAAAGCUCUGUGCUCCCCCAACCCACUGCCUGCCUGACCCAGAGGAGCCCAGGAUGGCCUGGGCUCUGCUCCUCGCAGCUUCCACCCUGGUUUGCCUUGCGCUGGAGGCCAGCAAUCUGCGUUGCAGAGAAUGCGCCCUGGAGGAGCCCUACAUCGGUUGCCUCCCCGGAGCGUCUGAGUGCACCCCUAAGGCCGGGCAUCCAUGCAUGACUGUCAACAUCAGCUAUAGAGGCGAGGUGCAGUUCCUCCUCCAGGGCUGCAUCAUGAAUCCCAGCCGCUGCGGGAUGGUGAAGGAGCUGAUGGUCCCCGAGUACCACAUCAAUGUCACCUGCUGCUCCCACGCCUCCUUCUGCAACGAGUGGGUCCCGCUGCCCCCUGGCAAGGGAGGGCACUGAGUCUGACCUGCCACCCUCCUCUGUCCCUGCCUGUCCUCAGUCCCGGUCCCCGUCCCUCC
Mauremys mutica (yellowpond turtle) is the source of this 515-nucleotide messenger RNA. RefSeq names its product lymphocyte antigen 6 complex locus protein G5b-like. NCBI's taxonomy places the organism in Eukaryota, Metazoa, Chordata, Testudines, Geoemydidae. The record is from RefSeq and is a predicted model, not a curated record. The coding region runs from base 7 to 456 and encodes 149 amino acids. The transcript is spliced from 3 exons. Gene Ontology annotation, cellular component: external side of plasma membrane.